Molecule: messenger RNA, 564 nt
Organism: Nematocida homosporus
Lineage: Eukaryota; Fungi; Microsporidia
Product: translation initiation factor 4E
Exons: 1
Coding region: 1-564 (187 amino acids)
Biological process (GO): translational initiation
Cellular component (GO): eukaryotic translation initiation factor 4F complex
Molecular function (GO): translation initiation factor activity; RNA 7-methylguanosine cap binding
Source: RefSeq, a predicted model, not a curated record
AUGAGCCCAAUACAAACACUUGCAUUUCCUCUUGUUCUUUCUUCAGUUUCUCGUACUGUUCAUACUAAAGGAGAGACCGAAGACUUCAGAAGCAAAAUUAAGGCUGAAGCAGUAAUUAAGAAUAUCAAUGAAUUCCUCUAUGUAAUUAGAAGAUUACAUAAGCUAGUAGAUAUUAAGCCGAUAACUGAUGUGUGUUUGUUUAGAGAAGGAGUUCAACCCAUGUGGGAAGAUCCAGAGAAUUUAGAAGGAGGGAAAUGGAUCUUUAAAAUGAGGAAGAAUACAGCUGAACAACGGUUAUUUGAAUCUCUUAUCAUGUGGAUGGGAGCAUGUCCUUUCAAAACAAUGAUUGUGAAUGGAGUUUUGAUAAGUGUUCGAGGUCAUCAAACUAUUUUAUCUCUUUGGACUAAGACUUGUCCAGGCAGUCCAGCUGAAUUUGCAGCUCAAGAAGCCGAAAUUCGUGAUGUUCUUAAGCUUAAGCAGAUGAUUCCAGUUAUUUUCAAGGGAAAUGAUGAAUCUUUGCGUGAUCGGUCUUCCUUUAGACAACCCGUCAAGCCGACCUCUUAA